AUGGCUCUCUCUAGAGCCCGCUUAGCUUCCUCUACACUGUUCCGAUCCAUCCUGCACCGUCCUUCCCAAUUUCUCUCUACAAGAGCAAUUGGGUCGGCGGAGUCGGGAGAGUUUUCAUCGAUGAUGAACCAGAUGUUCACGAUGGACCCCAGCUCUCAAAUUGGGAGUUGCAUGCCACUGGGUAUGAUGCGAAUCGGUACCCAUAUCCAUAAUAUCGAGAUCCGACCCGGACAGGGAGGGAAAUUGGUGCGUGCUGCCGGGACCUCUGCGAAGAUCCUCACUGAGCCCAGUAGGUCGACCAGGUACUGCGAGAUAAAAUUGCCAUCAGGAGCCAAGAAACUUAUAGACACGAGAUGCAGGGCAACAGUAGGGAUGGUAUCGAACCCGGAGCAUGGGAAAAAGAAGUUGAGGAAGGCAGGACAGAGCCGAUGGUUGGGUCGGAGACCAGUGGUGAGAGGUGUGGCUAUGAAUCCUGUUGAUCAUCCACAUGGUGGUGGUGAAGGAAGGAGUAAGAGUAGUGGGAGUCAUGGUCGGGGCUCACGUACCCCUUGGGGGAAGCCUACUAAAGGUGGUUACAAAACUGGCCCACUUAAGAGAAGGAAGUAA
Messenger RNA from Fraxinus pennsylvanica, 606 nucleotides. The record is from the annotation of a GenBank genome assembly. Lineage: Eukaryota; Viridiplantae; Streptophyta; Magnoliopsida; Lamiales; Oleaceae.